CAGCUACGUGUCUUUUACUAUAAUGAUAAGCUUAGAGCUUACCUGACUUGGUACCGGAUCGCACGUUUGUUCAUUUCUGCUAGUUUUCCAACAGUCGACUGCAAUUACAACAGAUACAACAUAGGUAUCAUGGCUGGAGAGUCGCAGCCCCAAGACGUGAGUCUACUGGUACCUGAGGAACUACCUCAGACCUUCACAGUCAAGUACCUCGGUCACGCGGAGUCCAGGGGGCUCUGGGGCAUCAAGAACACAAGGGCUCCAGUCGACAGACUAGUGGCCCUGGCAAAGCAACCUGGAGCUGUGCUGCCAGUCAUGAAACUAACGAUAUCAACCACAGGCUGUACGUUGUCAGCUGGGGGUGCAACCCGCCAUCACCCUAUAGACACGGUGUCCUACGGAGUACAAGACCUGGUGUAUACCCGUGUCUUCAGCAUGAUUGUGGUUCACGACAAGAUGGACAGAAGUCCCUUCCAAUGCCAUGCGUUUGUUUGCGAGAGUCGCCAAACCGCUAGGAAAGUUACCUACUGCCUCGCCACUGCUUUCCAGGAGUACAGCAAGAGCGUGCGAGCGACAGAGUCAGGGAAGAAGUUUGCCAUUGACUUGCGAAGCCCAGAGGAUCUAGAAGCUGAACUUCGAUCUGCAGACUGUUCUGAAGCAUGAUCUAGAAGAAACACUCCUCGCUGGACAUAACUUUGCUAAAUACCUGAACUAACCGUCCAUCGUACAACCAACCCUUCUAUACACCAAGUUGGUAGACGGCAAAAGCCUAACUGAAACUUUCAUGUUGAACACUGAUGACCUUGUUGGUCACUUGCUUGGAUAAUGUUUUUGAAUCUCUGAAUAUACCGAUUCAAACCUUUAUUUGCUAAGCCUUAAACCACUUUAACAAGUGAGUGUGUUUUCAAUUGGGAUCAGAUUAUUACGGUAUGUGCUAAAAAAAUCGAGAAUGGUUGUAGCUUGAAAAAGCAAAUUCCGAUGUCAAAUUUAAAACUAAAAGUAAAAAUAUUAAUGAAGACUGAAGUUAAAUUUAGACUAAGUAAAAUAAAUGAGGAUUUGUAGGUUAAAGCUGGUAAAUAUCAUUAGCUAUUCAUUUUUAAUCGAAGUAUUCUGUUCUGCUGUGUGCUUCAUUAGUUAUUGUAGUACAGAAAUGCAGAACUACGUUCUAAAGUUAACAAAUUAUGCAGUUACAUUUAAAUAUUUCAAAUCUAGUUAAUUCUUAGCCACACUACACUCCUACUGCCUUGUUUUAGGCUAAGUGUAAAAUAUCAUUUAAUUGUUUAUUCAUCACUUCGAAGCCAUUACGGUCUGAAAUAUGACUUUGGUAGUAUUGGUUCUAAAAUAUGUCCUAACGAAUCAUGUAAAAUAAUUUCAUAAUGAAAAAUGUGUGUCUAAAACUAACCAUCCAAAGAAACUUAAGGGAUGAAUAUGCCCUUUAUGAGUGUAGGAGUUUUGCCAACGGGUAUCAGGUAGAAAGGGUCCCCAUCCAUGAAUUCCACAUACUGCGGAGUUUUGCCAACGGUUGUGGGUUGAGCGAGAGCGAUUACACGUGACCGUGAGAGUGGCUUCCGCUAGGGGUGGAAAACCAGGCAGGAUGCUGACUGUAUUCAAAGUAAUGGAGUUAUGCACCUCUGACUGUGAAAGGAAAUGUAUUGAAUUUUUAACCUAACCUAACCUAACCUAACCUAACCUAACCUAACCUAACCUAACCUAACCUAACCUAACCUAACCUAACCUAACCUAACCUAACCUAACCUAACCUAACCUAACCUAACCCACUGCGACAAGCGCAUAACUGCUAAGCGUAGACAACCCUGACAAUCGCUCUCCCUCCCUCCGUCACACUCUUUCUCCCACCACCACCGUUGGCAAAUCUCCGCACCAAGAGGUGGCCGAAGGCAUCCCCCCCAUCUACCUGACACCCGUUGGCAAAACUCCGGUUCCCGCCCUUUAUAACUAAUGCGCACUUUACUAUACUGUCCUAGUGUGGAAAUCUACCGCAUUUGAAAAAAAAUGCAUAGUGAAUUGAUUUGCAAUGCAAAUUUGUCUUUAAGAAUAGCUACUGUGUUAUUUUGUGUUACCUUAAUAUUAAGUUAAUUUAUACUUAACAGAGAUUAACUUAUGGAAAAUCGUAUCCAAAUAAAUUUUAUUUUAAGGUUAAAAAAUAAAUUGUAAAUAUAAGCUAAUUACAAUCUUAUCAUUAA
This is a messenger RNA of Macrosteles quadrilineatus (aster leafhopper), 2201 nucleotides long. RefSeq lists its product as uncharacterized. The transcript is spliced from 4 exons. The coding region runs from base 130 to 660 and encodes 176 amino acids. The record is from RefSeq and is a predicted model, not a curated record. NCBI's taxonomy places the organism in Eukaryota, Metazoa, Arthropoda, Insecta, Hemiptera, Cicadellidae.